AUAAAUAAAGAAUAACAUUCGAGAAUAUUGGAGAGGAAAGAAGACGCAAGAUAUAGUUCAAAUGCGAGCCCACCGUAGUUGGAUUGAGGACAGCAUCAUCGCUUCUGUUUUCCACGGCGACUAGGGUUUUCUUAUAAUUCUUUUUUCUCUCUGGGGGGUUCUUUUUAAUAAGGAAAACAUACAUGUUUUUUAUGAUUGAUUCUUGAGCCUGGGAGGUGCAUAAUCUUUGAAAAAGAAUUGGUGGUAUUGGGUUAGUGUGGAUUGAUAGCCAUGGCUUGGUUUAGAGCGGGUGCUAGUGUAGCAAGGCUUGCCAUUAGAAGGACUUUAUCUCAGGGUGGAUCGCAUGCAACGAGAUCACGGGUUAUACCUUCUCAGAGUAGAUAUUUCCAUUCAACAGCGACUAAGUCUAAGGAGCAAACUGCGCCUGUCCCUCACCCUGUCCCUCUCUCUAAGCUAACUGAUAACUUCUUAGAUGGGACCAGUAGUGUUUAUUUAGAGGAGCUUCAGCGAGCAUGGGAAGCUGAUCCAAAUAGCGUGGAUGAGUCGUGGGAUAAUUUCUUUAGGAAUUUUGUGGGCCAGGCUGCUACUUCUCCCGGAAUUUCAGGCCAGACUAUUCAGGAGAGUAUGCGGUUGCUGCUGCUUGUCAGGGCUUACCAGGUUAAUGGUCACAUGAAAGCCAAGUUGGAUCCACUGGGGUUGGAAGAAAGAGAAAUCCCAGAUGAAUUGGAUCCUGCUCUAUAUGGUUUCACGGAAGCUGAUCUUGAUAGAGAAUUCUUUUUGGGAGUGUGGAAGAUGGCUGGAUUUUUGUCUGAAAACCGUCCAGUGCAGACUCUUAGGUCCAUAUUGACAAGGCUUGAGCAGGCUUAUUGCGGGAGCAUUGGGUAUGAGUACAUGCACAUUGCAGAUCGUGAAAAAUGCAACUGGUUGAGAGACAAGAUUGAAACCCCAACACCUAUGCAGUACAAUCGUCAGAGGCAUGAAGUUAUUCUUGAUAGGUUAAUAUGGAGUACACAAUUUGAGAACUUCUUGGCCAGUAAGUGGACGGCAGCUAAGAGGUUUGGACUUGAAGGUGGAGAGACUUUGAUUCCUGGAAUGAAGGAGAUGUUUGAUAGGUCAGCUGAUCUUGGGGUUGAGAGCAUAGUUAUUGGAAUGCCUCACAGAGGAAGAUUGAAUGUACUGGGUAAUGUGGUUCGGAAACCACUCCGUCAAAUAUUUAGUGAGUUUAGUGGUGGCACAAAACCUGUAGAUGAAGUUGGGCUCUACACUGGAACUGGUGAUGUCAAGUAUCACUUGGGAACUUCUUAUGAUCGUCCAACUAGAGGUGGUAAGAGAAUCCAUUUAUCUUUGGUUGCAAAUCCUAGUCACCUGGAAGCUGUGGAUCCUGUUGUUGUUGGAAAAACUAGAGCCAAGCAAUAUUACUCCAACGAUUCUGACAGGACUAAGAACAUGGGGAUUUUGAUUCAUGGUGAUGGUAGCUUUGCUGGACAAGGGGUGGUGUAUGAAACUCUACAUCUUAGUGCACUGCCAAACUAUACUACUGGUGGAACCAUACAUAUUGUGGUGAACAACCAAGUUGCUUUCACAACUGAUCCGAGGGCAGGAAGAUCUUCACAAUAUUGCACUGAUGUUGCCAAGGCCUUGAAUGCACCUAUAUUCCAUGUAAAUGGAGAUGAUAUGGAGGCAGUUGUUCAUGUGUGCGAACUUGCAGCUGAGUGGCGCCAGACUUUCCAUUCAGAUGUUGUGGUUGAUUUAGUGUGCUAUCGUCGUUUUGGGCACAAUGAGAUUGAUGAGCCUUCUUUCACACAACCCAAAAUGUAUCAGGUUAUUCGGAAUCAUCCAUCAGCUCUGGAGAUCUAUAAAAAGAAACUCUCAGAAUCAGGACAGGUGACUGAAGAAGAUAUUCAUAGGAUACAGGAGAAGGUCCUUUCAAUCCUCAAUGAAGAGUUCUUGGCAAGCAAAGAUCAUGUUACUAAUAGAAGAGACUGGCUUGCAUCUCAUUGGUCUGGUUUUAAGUCUCCCGAACAGCUUUCACGUGUCAGAAACACUGGAGUGAAACCUGAGAUCUUGAAGAACGUAGGCAAAGCAAUUACAACCCUUCCAGAUAAUUUUAAGCCUCACAGAGCUGUAAAGAAGGUUUACGAUCAACGUGCACAAAUGAUUGAAACAGGGGAAGGAAUUGAUUGGGCUGUUGGGGAGGCUCUUGCUUUUGCCACACUGCUAGUAGAAGGCAACCAUGUUCGAUUGAGCGGUCAGGAUGUUGAAAGAGGUACUUUCAGUCAUCGUCAUUCAGUGAUUCAUGAUCAGGAAACUGGGGAGAAGUAUUGCCCACUGGAUCAUGUCACCAUCAACCAAAAUGAAGAGAUGUUUACUGUCAGCAACAGCUCUCUCUCAGAGUUCGGUGUUCUUGGAUUUGAAUUGGGUUACUCGAUGGAAAGUCCAAAUUCUUUGGUAAUUUGGGAAGCUCAAUUUGGUGACUUUGCUAAUGGGGCUCAAGUGAUAUUUGACCAGUUCCUGAGCAGUGGUGAAUCAAAAUGGCUGAGACAAACUGGUCUUGUUUUGCUUCUUCCUCAUGGAUAUGAUGGCCAGGGCCCUGAACAUUCUAGUGCACGGUUGGAACGAUUCCUUCAGAUGAGUGAUGACAAUCCUUUUGUUAUACCCGAGAUGGAACCAACUUUUCGUAAGCAAAUCCAAGAAUGCAAUUGGCAGAUUGUAAAUGUUACAACCCCUGCUAAUUACUUCCAUGUUUUGCGGCGUCAGAUACACAGAGACUUCCGUAAGCCCCUUGUCGUGAUGGCUCCCAAAAACCUUCUUCGUCACAAGGACUGCAAAUCAAAUCUCUCGGAGUUUGAUGAUGUGCAAGGCCAUCCUGGUUUCGACAAACAGGGGACCAGAUUUAAACGUCUCAUAAAGGAUCAAAAUGACCACUCGGACCUCGAGGAGGGUAUCAGGCGUCUGGUUCUUUGCUCUGGAAAGGUUUAUUAUGAGCUUGAUGAAGAGCGUAGAAAGGUUGAGGCAAAGGACAUUGCAAUUUGUAGGGUUGAACAACUAUGCCCGUUCCCAUAUGAUCUCAUCCAGCGCGAGCUUAAGCGAUAUCCAAGUGCGGAGGUUGUUUGGUGCCAGGAAGAACCAAUGAACAUGGGCGCAUACAGUUACAUUGCACCACGCCUAUCCACUGCCAUGAAAGCAUUGGGCAGAGGAACUAUGGACGACAUCAAGUAUGCUGGGCGCGGGCCAUCUGCUGCAACAGCCACUGGUUUCUACCAGAUGCAUGUGAAGGAACAGGCUGAACUUCUGCAAAAAGCCAUGCAACCUGAGCCAAUACAAAUUCCUAAUUGAAGCUUUUGCAUACUGUCGAGUACAAAGUCUAAGAACAAUAAUUAAAAAUUUACACACCAAAGUUAUGUUGGCGUUUUGAUACCAUUUACAUCUCGCCUUGUUUAGGCGGCUGCUUUUUUUUUAUCCCUUUCACCCAAAAACUUCUAGCCAAGGGACCUUGGUUUUUUACACAAGCGAAGUUGCUCUUCGAGAUGUACUGUCUUGCAUUACAAGAAGGAAAUGUUUGUCUUUAUUGGAACAUGAUUUGCAGGGACA
Molecule: messenger RNA, 3591 nt
Organism: Populus euphratica (Euphrates poplar)
Lineage: Eukaryota; Viridiplantae; Streptophyta; Magnoliopsida; Malpighiales; Salicaceae
Product: 2-oxoglutarate dehydrogenase, mitochondrial-like
Exons: 9
Coding region: 271-3336 (1021 amino acids)
Biological process (GO): tricarboxylic acid cycle
Cellular component (GO): oxoglutarate dehydrogenase complex; mitochondrion
Molecular function (GO): thiamine pyrophosphate binding; oxoglutarate dehydrogenase (succinyl-transferring) activity
Source: RefSeq, a predicted model, not a curated record